AUGUCUCUGUCCAUUCUCCAAGCUGGCCCUGCCAUCAUGUAUGGCGGCCUUGCCUUUGGAUUGGGCUUUGGAAGUUUUGUCCAUCAAAAGGAACCUUCCUGGAAGAUUCCGGCCAUGGUAUGCGCGGGAUUUUGGGGUUUUACCGCUUUCACUGUGGAUCAAGAAGGCCUCUUUG
This is a messenger RNA of Cylindrotheca closterium, 175 nucleotides long. The record is from the annotation of a GenBank genome assembly. NCBI's taxonomy places the organism in Eukaryota, Bacillariophyta, Bacillariophyceae, Bacillariales, Bacillariaceae.